Messenger RNA from Podospora pseudocomata, 1605 nucleotides. RefSeq lists its product as uncharacterized. Gene Ontology annotation, cellular component: membrane; EMC complex. The record is from RefSeq and is a predicted model, not a curated record. Lineage: Eukaryota; Fungi; Ascomycota; Sordariomycetes; Sordariales; Podosporaceae. Gene Ontology annotation, biological process: protein folding in endoplasmic reticulum. The transcript has 4 exons. The coding region runs from base 122 to 904 and encodes 260 amino acids.
UCGAUGGGAAGCUCCAGCGCAACGACGACAUUGCAUUGCUGCUGUCUUGAUCCCAUCACCAGCCAAACACUUAACCCAAUUCCACAACAACACUAUCUCGCUCUGUGAAGAGACCACAACCAUGGCGCAAGUACCAGUCCAGACGAUCCAUAGGGAUCCCCAGUUAUUCUACUGGAUCCUCUUCCCCAUCACCAUAGUCAUGAUCCUCACCGGCAUCCUCCGCCACUACGCCACAGUCCUCAUGUCCUCCGCCCCCAAACCCCUCGACCUCCGCUCCACCCGCGAGCAGCGUUCCCUCCUCCACGGCAUCUCCCUCCGCACCAACUUCCACGUCCUCUCUCCCCGCUCCUUCCACUCCCGCCGCGACGCCGUCAUCACCGCCUACGAAUCAGGCGCAUACCUCAAAGACCCAGAGAGAAAGGGUCAGCCCCCGGCAAACCCAAUGACAGACCCGAGCUCGAUGGACGGGAUGAUGGGCAUGAUGAAGAACCAGAUGGCUAUGAUCAUCCCCAACACGCUGAUCAUGAGCUGGAUCAACGCUUUUUUCAGCGGUUAUGUUAUUAUGAAAUUACCCUUCCCCCUGACCAUCAAGUUCAAGAGUAUGCUUCAGGCUGGUGUGGGAACCAAGGACAUGGACCCGAGGUGGAUGUCAAGUAUCAGUUGGUACUUUUUGUGCAUGUUUGGUUUGCAGUCUGUGUUCAACUUUUUGCUUGGCAAUGACAAUGCUGCCAGCCAAAUGGCUCAGCAGAUGGGCCAGAUGGGCCCUCAGGCGCCACAAAUGUUUGGCCCUGGUGUUGACCCCAAUAAGCAGUUCCUGGCCGAGGCGGAGAACCUGGCUGUGAUUGAACACCAUUCGGUUCUGGACGGUGUCGAACAGCGGCUUCUUAAGGGAAUCAGGGUAUAAGGGAUGCACAAAAUGUGACUUUUCGGCCUACGGUGACGACAGCAACAUACGAUAGCGCCUCUCGAUGAACCGGGUUUGGUGACAGCGUCGGCUACUGUCCUUCACUCCCACCACAAGGUGAUGCCAAGACCAGGGGCGGCCAUUGUCCCAAUUAUGGAAUAUGGGGCCUGGUAGGUGGUUUUUGUUGGCACAUCGGAAUCAGUGGACUCCUUUGGUUUUGUUGGUGGCUGGGUGUACCACCUCUCCUCGAGAACCAUGAAGCGCACGAUUUCGUGGGUGUCAUAGUACAGCUGUGUUUCCUCGUCAGACUUCCAAAGCCAGACCUUUUCGGCCUCGACACUAUGGCGGCGGUUAGUGACAAGGGCGACUCGAGCAGGUUCUGGGACUCAUGAGCGACCUACAACUCUGUCUCUUCUGGCAGUUCAGUGGAGGGAAUCCAAAUUUCGUUGAAGAAGGGCGUGCAGACUGGCGUGGAUAGUCGGUCAGCUGGGAGGAUGCAGCCACAAAGAGGAACAAGAGGUAUAACUCACGCCGCAUGCCUUGGGAAGUUUGCUCCUUGAUACGUGCCUGGAUAACUUCGCCCCUGUGUGGCCGGAAGACCACCAUGUGGAACUCAACUGUAUCGUAGAUGUUAGCUCGACGUUAUCAAGAGUCAUAAUGUUGGAAAGAGAAAGAAAUCCACACCAUUUAUGUUGACAAAA